Molecule: messenger RNA, 2163 nt
Organism: Fusarium mangiferae
Lineage: Eukaryota; Fungi; Ascomycota; Sordariomycetes; Hypocreales; Nectriaceae
Exons: 3
Coding region: 1-2163 (720 amino acids)
Biological process (GO): carbohydrate metabolic process
Source: RefSeq, a predicted model, not a curated record
AUGGUAGCUUCAGAACUCACCGCGUCUGCCAUAGCUAUGCGCUCUACGCCCGUCAGUGGCGAUGAGUCAAGCUCGAGCUUACCAAAACCCCUCGCGCCUUUGCGAAACCGCGCGGCUGCUAGCCAGAGCCCAUACAUCCGGGGCCAGGCAGAAAGCCUAGUUUCAUGGCAGCUCUUGGACGACGAGGCAGUCGAGCGUUCGCGCAAGGAGAACAAGCUUAUCUUCAUGCAUAUCGGCUACAAGGCAUGCCACUUUUGUCGACUCAUGUCAAUCGAGACCUUCUCUAACCCAGAGUCUGCCUCUGUAUUGAAUGAGUCUUUCAUACCAGUCAUCGUCGAUCGAGAGGAGCGCCCCGACUUAGACGCCAUCUACAUGAAUUACGUCCAAGCUGUCAGCAACGUUGGUGGAUGGCCCUUGAAUGUGUUCCUUACACCCAAUUUGGAGCCAGUUUUUGGUGGUACCUACUGGUUCGGGCCCGCAGGACGAAGGCAUCUCAGUGACGACAGCACCGAAGAAGUACUCGACUCUCUGACUAUUUUUAAGAAAGUUCGUGAUAUUUGGAUCGAUCAGGAAGCCCGAUGCCGAAAGGAGGCAACCGAGGUUGUUGGCCAGCUCAAGGAAUUUGCGGCCGAGGGUACCUUGGGAACAAGGAGUAUUUCGGCACCCUCAGCUUUAGGUCCGGCUGGAUGGGGAGCACCAGCCCUGAGCCAUGCAGGCGCUACCAAGGAGAAGAGCACUGCAGUUUCAGAGGAGUUAGAUUUGGAUCAGCUGGAAGAGGCUUAUACUCAUAUCGCCGGCACAUUUGAUCCUGUUUUUGGUGGAUUUGGCCUGGCACCGAAGUUCCUGACACCACCCAAGCUGGCAUUUUUGCUGGGGCUCCUGAAGUCACCAGGCGCUGUUCAGGAUGUUGUUGGAGAGGCCGAGUGCAAACAUGCUACCGAAAUUGCUUUGGAUACAAUGCGUCACAUUCGUGAUGGGGCGCUGCAUGACCAUAUUGGAGGCACUGGGUUUUCGCGCUGCUCCGUCACAGCGGAUUGGAGCAUUCCUAACUUCGAGAAGCUUGUGGCUGAUAAUGCGCAAUUGCUCUCUCUAUAUAUUGACGCGUGGAAGGUCAGUGGUGGAGGUGAAAAGGACGAGUUUCUGGACGUUGUUCUUGAGCUUGCUGAGUAUCUUACUUCGUCUCCCGUUGUUCUGCCUGAGGGUGGUUUCGCUUCAAGUGAAGCCGCCGACUCCUAUUAUAGGCAAGGUGACAAGGAGAAGCGCGAGGGCGCCUAUUAUGUCUGGACGCGGCGAGAAUUUGAUUCAGUCCUUGAUGAGAUUGACAGCCAUAUGAGUCCUAUUUUAGCGUCCUAUUGGAAUGUCAAUCAAGAUGGAAAUGUCGAGGAGGAAAACGACCCCAACGACGACUUUAUUGACCAGAACAUUCUCAGGGUUAAGAGCACCAUCGAACAAUUGAGCAUCCAAUUCAGCACGCCCGUGGAAAAGGUCAAGGAGUAUAUUGAACAAGGAAGACGAGCUCUAAGAAAGAGAAGGGAGCAGGAACGUGUGCGCCCUGAACUGGACGACAAAAUUGUUGUAGGCUGGAAUGGCCUCGUAAUAUCAGCUCUUUCCAAGACAGCAUCGGCGCUGAGGACACUGAGGCCAGAACAAAGCUUCAAGUGUAGGGCUAUCGCAGAGCAGGCGGCUGCAUGCAUCAGAGAAAGGCUUUGGGAUGGCAAUGAGAGAAUCCUAUACAGGAUAUGGUCUGGAGGUCGCGGAAACACUGCGUUUGCAGACGAUUAUGCCUAUAUGAUCCAAAGUCUCCUGGAUCUUCUCGAACUGACAGGAAACCAAGAAUAUUUGGAAUUUGCUGACAUUUUACAGCAAACCCAAACCUCGUUGUUCUAUGAUGCCGAUGGUGCCUUUUUCAGCACUCAAGCCAAUAGCCCUUAUACAAUUCUCCGCCUCAAGGAUGGUAUGGAUACGUCAUUACCAUCAACCAACGCCGUCAGCGUAGCUAAUCUAUUCCGCCUCGCGAAUCUGCGUUCGAAUGACGAUUUGGCAGCCAAAGCUCGUCAGACGAUAAAUGCGUUUGAAGUGGAAGUGGUGCAACAUCCUUGGCUCUUCCCUGGUUUACUCCAAGGUGUUGUCACAGCUAGAUUGGGUGGAGAGACGUCGAAAUGA